Messenger RNA from Bufo bufo (common toad), 2899 nucleotides. RefSeq lists its product as uncharacterized. The transcript has 21 exons. NCBI's taxonomy places the organism in Eukaryota, Metazoa, Chordata, Amphibia, Anura, Bufonidae. The record is from RefSeq and is a predicted model, not a curated record. The coding region runs from base 1 to 2811 and encodes 936 amino acids.
AUGGCACUGGCUUCAGCAAACAUAGUUGCUGGAGCAAUUUGUUUUGUUGGAGUACAAGCGCUGGAUUUUAUUUGGACUUGGAAGGAUUUCUUAGUAGAACUGAUAGCUAGAGAAAGAGAAGAAGCUCUGAAACUUUACGCAAGUAGCUACAAGCCUCAAAGCCUUUCUAACUUCCAUGAGGAACACUUGGCAAGUCCAAUCAUCUUCCUUAGAAAAUGGAUGGGCGAGGGAUUUGUAAAUUCACUGGAUCUGCCUGCAGUUUUGCUUAUAUGGGAUCAGCUCUUCAUGCACAACUGGAAUCGUAAUGUAAUGGAAGGUUUCUGUCUCAUAUUGCUUAUGUUACUGAAAGAAUCUAUCAUGGCUGCCAGUGAUUUUCCUGCAAUCAGACAGAUAUUUUUGAGUGGGGGAUAUCGCUUAUUUACAGCUGAUAUCCAGAAAGCCUGGAUCCACCUACAACAAGGAGGAUUACUUGCUGAUGUCCCUGGCAUGAAUCGAUUAAGACAAAGGCGAGUCCGUGAACUGUCUCCAAGGCUCGAAGGCACAAUGGUUACUGAGAAUUUUCCUAAAAUUUUGCCUUUUGGUGUCAAAGAUAUUGUGCUGAAGAUCUUUCCAAGGGAUUACUCUGAGACAUCCUCAAAUACUUUUUUUAAAGAUUUUGAUCCAACUGAUUUAAUACUGACAUUAUCGGUGUAUUCUGGCCAUGUGAAGUUACAUUCCAAAACAAGUUCUGUGAAACCAAUUCUACUGGAACAGGUCAAUACAAAUGAAACCGUGAACAGAGAUAUCCAUCUGUUUCUGCUGAAGUAUAAUGACCUCUUUGAAUUUGAAUCUGUUGACCCAUCAGAUAAUACAAAUUAUACAGACACUGGAGGAAAGCCUUUUCUUGUAAUAAGGGCAUCUUACAGUGACAGAGCACAAGGUGUGCAUACAUUGGGAUGGACCAAAGUUGAUGCUUUUGAACAGAAAGCAGGGAGCAGAUAUCUCACAUGGAAACCCGUGGAGUUCUCAUCGCUCUUAUCAUUUCAUCCUGGGAAGGAGCCAGAUAAUAUUAAUGAGUGCACUUCAAGUAUCAGCGGAUCAGGAUCAAAUCAUUCAAGCAUUGAAUUUACAGUCUAUGAUCCAACAAAAGAUUAUAAAAGCAGCAGCAAUCAUAUGGAGGUAGAGAGCAGGAAAGAUAAUCUAUCCCCUGUACCUGCCUGGGUGAAGCAUAAUGAAUCAAGUGCAUUGCCACAUCCCACAACAAUUCAGGAGCCCUUUAACUUCUACAUUGAUGCUGUGCACUAUAUACCUGACUGUGCCACUAUAGUAAAGGUUUCUGCAAAAAUUCUAAAUUCUGGAACAAAAUCUGGAUCGGAAAUUGUGGCUUUCUCAAGCAUUUCCAGUUCAGCCCGAAAUCCUGUCUUUAAUUACUGCCAAAAACUGAACACUGAGGAUGGAAAACUAAAUGUUAAUACCUACGUUCUCUUUGAAGUGACUACAGUAGACCAAGAUUCUGGAAAUGUGGUUAUAAUUGGAAACUGCUUGCUUCGUGUGUUCAAUAAUGACGGAAAGCUCAAUGUUGGAGGAUUUCAACUAAAGCUCAGAACAGGUGUACCAAACAAAAAACUACAAAUCCUGGCACCUCCUGAUUUAGCCAUCUAUCCUGCUUUUCCAUGUUGUUCUCUCUUGGUUCGACUUCUGCCGCAUACACUGCACCCAGAGCCCAUGGCCAGCUAUAUAUCGGGCUACUACUUCACUGAUGAUGCCAAACCUACGAGGUCAGAGCUCCAGAUUAUAUCCACAUUUCAGGAGGAUGUCUUGUUUCCCAAGAGUGUAAAAGAUAUGGCAGAACAUUUAAUGGAGAAAGAGCAAAGCCAAGUGUCUGAAAGUCAGGUGCAGGACUGGUAUGAAACACGGUUAGGUGGUCAGAAGUCAUCCUGGGUACAGCCAUCAAUAGCUUAUUGCAACACGCUUAGUGUGGUACGAUAUAGACAGCAAACCGGUCUCCGUGUCCGAAUCAAACAAGCAUUUGGGUUAGAAGCAGAUGGUCUAUACGUCAAUGCGUUCGCUAGGAUCUUAAAGGGGCCACAGAGUAUGCAACUUCCAGAAUUACCACAAGGCUGGGGAGGAGAGGAAAAGCUGUUGACACAUCAGCAUGACUUCACAAGUCUACAGAGGUCACCGCAGUGGAUAGAUCCUUCAGUGGUUCUUCAUCCUUAUUUGGAUAUUAAUAGCGUGCUUCUUGUUCAAGUAUUUGGUAUGGCUGCUACAUACAUCCCUCAUCCCAGGAAUGAACAGCGUGGUCAAGUGAUAUCCAGUAAUGGACAAGAGAUUCAGCUUCAACCUCCAUUAGGAUGGACUGUUUUCCCGCUGUUUGACAGGCACUAUGUGAACAGUGGCAUCCACAGUGCUCCUCUCUUUCAAGGUCUUCCUAAUGCCGCAUUUCUACAGUCUGUAUCUGUGACUUCUCUGAAAGCAGCAAUCGAGGAGGGCUUGAAGAAAAAUACGAUAUCAAUCAACAAAAGUUAUGAAAGUAUAACAGUUGAAAUUUGGGAUGGGCAUUUUUUUGAUGAGGAACAUCCCUCUUUACCGGUUAUCAAUGACUUGCUCACAGUAAGCAAUAUGAAGAAAUUCAUGGCCACUCAGAUGAGUAAGAAAGGAAAACAAAUGUCUAUGCUGAUCAUAGAAAGUCUGGAUAAAAAACUGAGGAAAUUGCAAAGGAAUAGUCAAGAAUAUCAGCAGCACCAACUCUUUUAUGAAGAGGCAAUGGGAGAGAAGUUUUAUGAUCUUAUUGAGAUGGCCCUGCUGAAUGCUGGCUAUGGUCCUUUAUAACUCAUAUGUUGUACAACAGUACCUGGAACAAAGUAUAUUUUCUGAAUCACUGUACAUGGCGCUCCUAAUAAAAAAAAACUGUGGUGAC